Messenger RNA from Penicillium digitatum Pd1, 4512 nucleotides. NCBI's taxonomy places the organism in Eukaryota, Fungi, Ascomycota, Eurotiomycetes, Eurotiales, Aspergillaceae. The record is from RefSeq and is a predicted model, not a curated record.
AUGUCCAGCAUCUCAUUGAUUGAUUCCGUCAUCGACGAUGACGACGAGUUCUGCCCCCUGUGCAUUGAAGAGUUCGAUCUCUCUGAUAAGAAUUUCAAACCGUGUCCUUGUGGAUAUCAGAAUGAAGAAGGCCGAUGUCCUAACUGUCGGCGCGGAUACGAUGAAAGUACCAUUCAGUACAAGAUUCCCGACGUUGAGGAGUUCAAGGCAGAUCUGGCACUCAAACACCGCAAGGCGGCCGCUGCGAAAAAGAAGGAGGCCGAAAAGCGUGAAAUCGAGGCCUCCAGUCGGAAGAACUUGGCCGGUGUUCGUGUUGUCCAAAAGAACUUGGUCUACGUUAUUGGCCUCAACCCUACGAUUCGAGACGAAAACCAACUCCUUCAAACGCUCCGAGGACGGGAAUAUUUCGGUCAAUAUGGCGAAAUCGAGAAGAUCGUGGUCAGCAAGGCUAAGCCCGGCGGCAACCCCAAUCAAGGAAUUGGUGUUUAUGUGACUUUCUCGCGCAAAGUUGAUGCUGCGAUGUGCAUCAACGCCGUAGACGGUUCCGGAAAUGGUGAUCGAGUGCUCAGGGCGCAGUACGGAACAACCAAAUAUUGCUCGUCCUUCCUUCGCAAUGAGCAAUGCAAUAAUCGGAACUGCACUUUCUUGCACGAGACUGGGGAGGACAGCGACAGCUACAGCCGCCAGGACCUCUCAUCUAUGAACACGAUUUCCACCCAACGCCCAAAUCUCCCACCUACUCCCUCUCACGUGAGGUCCGCUCAGCCCAUAACCCAUCCUAUGCGCCGGCAACCAAGCAAGGAUGGCUCGAUCAGCAGCCGCACCGGCAUACCAGAUGGCCCGGCUCUCCCGUCAACUGCCAGCUGGGCCAACAAAGAUGUUGCCAUUCACCGAGCCAGAAGGACUAGUCUCACUGGUAGCCAAGCGUCUAUUAACAGUCCACGGCCUGCAAGCGUCAAUGUUGCAACCCCAGCGGAAGAACCGAAGCGCGCAGAGAAGCCAUCUCCGAUUUCCCAAGAAGCCCAACCUUCAACAUCCCAAGUCGAUCCUCAAUCUCCCGCCCCGCAACCACGUCCUCGCCGUGUGACACAACCUCCGAAGCUGCCAUCACCAUUUGACGGUCUGAUCAAGGAUAUAAACUCUCCAGAUUUCAAGUUUUCCUUCAGCACAGCAGAAUUGACUGCGGAAGAGGUUAAGUUAAUCAAAGAUUACCCAUCUUUCAUUGACCCAUAUGGUGGGGUUAAGCGCAGAGCAAUGCGCGAGAAAGUCGAACAAGAGCGUCUGAGCCGAGAGCAUGAGCUUCUCCAAUCUGUUGCAGCUGAGGAGGAUAGCCGUGAAGCGGGGAGCCUUCAGCUAGGUGGUGAGCCAGAGGAAGUAAAUCCCCCGCGCAGUCGCCAGACGCGGGAGUCUCACGGCGCUAUUCGGCCUCCUUCGCAGCAGGAUACUGCGGAUAACUCAACUGUUGGAUCUCCUGUCUCUGCGACUAGCCAUCAAUUCCAAGGCUUGAACCUCGCUGGACGAAGCUUAACUCCCUUGCAGCAACAGCAGUUGAUGCUACUUAAGUCCGCUGGUAAUCAGCAUGCUGGUCUGUCUGACCCUCUCAGCUCUGCCGCUCUGGGCCAAGCCGCCCAAGUCCGCCAAGGCCUUGUGCAAAAUCAGAUGGCACAGUUCAAUGCGCUGCAGGCAGCACAGAGCCGACAGUCUUCCAGAUUCUCCUUCACCAAUGAGGCCGGUUCUAAGAAUAUGCCUAACGCACGCAUGUUGGGUCAAAUGCAGUCUUCAUCUCCCAACCCUCUUUCUGCUCCAAGCCCUCAACACGGUCUUGCAGCAAGCGGUUUCUACGCCAGUGGUGUGCAGGGUCCCCCCCCGGGACUAAAGACGGCCGGUACACCCCCGAUUAGCGGUGGUGGUAUGUUCGCCCAGGGACACGGCUUCACUUCUGGACUUGGUGGUAAUGGGGGAAAACAAGAUCCAACACCGGAGCUAAUGCGCGAACUACUGCGUGGACGGACUGGUACGAACGUUGGUGGUUUACAGGGCCAAGAGGCAGCUAAGCGUGAGUUCAUGUUCCCUUUUCUUCAACAGCACAAUACCCCGCCCCCCAUGACUCCUGUCAAUGGCCUUCUCAGCUCCUUCUAUGGGCCUCAGGCGGGUGUAAUGCCUGAUUCCGGUGGCCCACAGAAGCAGAAGAAGAAGGGGAAGAAGCACAGACACGCUAACACUUCCUCCGGUGGAGGUGGUGUAGUAGAUCUUGCGGACCCGAGCAUUUUGCAGGCGAGAAUGCAUCAAGUCGGUGCGAAUGCUACUGCUGGGCAAGCGUUGUACGGGAGUCAGGGUCAAGUAAAUGAGGACUUUCCACCUCUUGGAGAUCAAUCCAAAGAUCGGCGACCCAUUGACAGCUUUGGGUUUUUAAAGUCUCAGUUACCCGGUGAAUCAGCCGCUCGUUCUGGGACUCCAACUCUGCCACCUGGUCUGCCUUUACCCCACGCUCAUCCCUCAUCUUCCGUCUUCCAGGAGCACACCUCCUCUAAACCUUCGUCUCCCGCUCCAAUUCUUCCACCGGGCUUGACGCCCAGUAUUUCGCGACUGAACAGCCCAUCGCAGAGCCUCAUUGGCAGCCCCUCUCAUCUUUUGAGCCCUGAGCUCACAGUGGGCGGACCACUGACAUCAAGCCGCGUGAAGGACGCCUCUCAAAUCUCCUUUGGAUCACCCGUGCAAAAAUCCGCGAGCAAGGCCCGUACCCAGCGCAAGAGCGAGUUCAACAUUGGAGCUGAUUUCAAAAAUUCCCCUGCAAAGGCUGAAAACCAGUCACAGUCAGGUUCUGCCACUACGAAAGGCAGCGCACUUGAUUUUGGUUCCCCACUAGUUUCAUCAACCAAGACUGAGCAGGGACCACCUCCUGGCUCUGUUUCCGCAAUCGGGUCGCGACCUGACACACCCCAAACCUUCGCAUCCCGCCUCUCUGACUCCCCUGCCCCUCGUCAGCCUCGAAUUCUGCGUGUGGUAGAGACCCCAAAGCCAGAAACUCCUCCGAUUGUCACGGCACCCUCUGUGCCCGCUUCUGUUGUUGGAGGUACCAAGUCCCGCUCUAGGAGACAGAGUAUGUCCUCAACCAGCAUCCCCGACACUCCUGCUGAUGUGGGAUGGGAAGCUGAUUACUAUCCUUCCACUUCUGCUUCUCGUGCAAAUUCCCCUCCUGCUUCUUCUCGUAUCGGCUCCGCCCCCGUUCGCUCCAUGACCAAGAGCCAGGUCAAGAAGGAACGGAAGCAGAAGGCGAAGGAGGCCGAGGCCAAGAAAGUUGAAAUUGCUGCUGUGAAUGAGGAGCCUGUUCAAGCACCCAUCAUGGGGCGAAAGCGCAAGACCAAGAAGGCCCCCACAACCACUGUGAGCACAGCCAAUGCACCCGCUCCCAGUCGCCCCGAAAAAGCGAGCCCUGUGAAACCAGCGAGCGCUCUUCCAGUCAAGGCCGAACUCAAGGUGGAUACUACCACAAAGAAAGUGAAAGCCAAGGAGACCAAGCCAGUCAGAGAGCCUACUCCUCCCCCUGUCGAAGAGCCACCUGUUCAUAAGGAAACCCCCGUAGAGCCAUGGCGUACAAACAAUACAGUUGGACAGUUGGUCAAGGAUUCCGAGGCGCUUGGACGGGCAAUCAAGGAUCUUUUCGUGGAAAGAACUAAGCCUCUACAUGAGUUACUCGCUGAGAUGCACAAAUCCGGCGAACUUGACCUUAACAAAAGUUCCCUCUUCAACCCUAGCAACCUCAGCCAACGCACAGACAUGAAGUGCACUGCUGAGGACUACGAUUAUCUCCAGUGUCCUAACGAGUUGACCGAGGAGGACCGGAAAACUCUGCUUCGUGGCGAGCCCGUUCGAAUUGGCGAUGAUUUCCUGAAAACUCGAUGCCUCAUCACGCCCCGGGGCUGUGUCCUACGCCACCUCGAGCCAGAGGAGGAGGAGCGGUACCUCGAGCUGGAGAAGAACAUGACCGGUACCUCCGAUCCUUUCGUGAUUGGAGACGACGCGAGCAAUCCCAGUGGCGGUCUGGAAGCACUUUUCGCGAACCCGGAAAAGUUCAACCUCUGCUGGGUUGACGAUAUGCCCACUCGCCUGGGUGCCACCUCCCCUUCUUCGUCUCUUGAGGCGUCGGAAUCAGUGAUCCCGCCUAAUGUCCUCUCGGCCAUGGAAGCAGAUAGCAACCGCAACCAUGACUGGGCCGUCGCCAACUCGGCUGAAUUUCUCAACACCACCCCUGCUGCCGUGCGCUCUUUCGCCGCAGUUACCGCACAGCACAUGCUGGGUAAUCCGGGCAUGGUUGGUACCAACCCAUCCCUCGACGACGUUGCUGGUUUGACCAAUGAGGAACUGAAGGAUCUCUCUGGUCGUUCUCAAAAGGAUCUCGAGCUCACCCGGAAAGAAAUGGAUUCGCUGGACAAGAAGUUCGCUGCUCUGCUUCGACGCAACAAGAAGCUACAGCAGCAGGCAUUGAACUUUGCUGCUGGGUCGGAGGUUUGA